AUGUAUCGUCACUACACCUUUCUACACGCCUGCGGUCAUACAGGAAUAGGGCCAAUGAUCCGUACCCAUGCAACCCCAGCAGAGACAUACCAUCUUCCACCAUCAAAUGCCAAUCUCGGCAGCAUCCAACUUCCUCUCUCCUCUCGCUGUCCAUUCUGCGCCGAUAGACAAGCCUACCUGAAUACAGAGCCAGGUUCAGGCGUCCUAACAGUUUUGGUCUCGACAACCAGCAAUCCAUUUCCACACGAAUGGAGGAUCCUACGUGUCUGCAGAGCUGACGAAGUAACUUCCAGCGACUGGGAUAUGGUUCAUGGGCCAGGAGGUUUGUUUCGGCAGAUGGCGUGGAUUCCAAGGCCUUGUGGGCGAGUGCAGGUUAUUGGGGGUGAGCAGAGGAUUCAGAUGCAGGAUAGAAGGGGGUCGGGAGUGAGGAUGGAGGUGAGCUGUACUUGGAGACAGCCUUUGAAAGAGCGAGUCAGGAGUAGAUUGCCUGGGAUGUUCUCGGAGUUGAAUGCUGCUUUGCUAGCUGGUAAUGACGAUAGGAACUGA
Molecule: messenger RNA, 546 nt
Organism: Amorphotheca resinae ATCC 22711
Lineage: Eukaryota; Fungi; Ascomycota; Leotiomycetes; Helotiales; Amorphothecaceae
Exons: 1
Coding region: 1-546 (181 amino acids)
Source: RefSeq, a predicted model, not a curated record